AUGGCCGAACGCUACAUCCCAGAGCAUCGGCGCACGCAGUUCAAGGCCAAGAACACGUUCAAGCCCGAGGAGCUGCGUCGCCGCCGCGAAGAGCAACAGGUCGAGAUCCGAAAGGCCAAGCGUGAGGAGAACCUGGCCAAGAGGCGAGGCAUUGGCACUGGCGAUUCGCGACCUGGUGCCUCCCUCGGUGCUGCCCCCGACAGCGACGAUGAGACCGUUCCUACCGAGAGCCAGUUGAACGAGGACCUCCCGCAGAUGUGCGCUGGCGUCUUCUCGGACCAGAUCGAUCUCCAAAUCCAGGCCACCACGAAGUUCAGGAAGCUUCUUUCCAAGGAACGUAACCCGCCCAUCGAGGAGGUUAUCAAGACUGGUGUCGUCAGCCGAUUCGUCGAGUUCCUCCGAUCACCCCACACUCUUGUGCAAUUUGAGGCAGCAUGGGCCUUGACCAACAUUGCCAGUGGCUCUGCCACGCAGACGCAGGUUGUCAUUGAGGCCGGUGCCGUGCCCAUCUUUGUCGAGCUUCUCGGAAGCCCCGAGCCCGAUGUCCGCGAGCAGGCUGUCUGGGCCCUUGGCAACAUUGCUGGCGACAGCCCUCAGUGCCGGGACUAUGUCCUCAGCUGCGGUGCUCUCAAGCCCCUUCUCGCUCUGCUUGGCGACAGCCGCAAGCUCAGCAUGCUCCGCAAUGCUACCUGGACCCUCAGCAACUUCUGCCGUGGCAAGACCCCUCAGCCUGAUUGGAACACCAUCGCGCCUGCUCUGCCUGUCCUUGCCAAGCUCGUCUACAGCCUCGAUGACGAGGUUCUCAUCGACGCCUGCUGGGCCAUCUCGUAUCUCUCGGAUGGCUCCAACGACAAGAUCCAGGCUGUGAUCGAGGCCGGUAUUCCUCGCCGCCUCGUGGAGCUCCUGAUGCACGCGUCCACCUCUGUGCAGACGCCCGCUCUGCGCUCAGUCGGCAACAUUGUUACCGGCGAUGACGUUCAGACCCAGGUCAUCAUCAACUGCGGUGCCCUGCCGUCGCUCCUCUCGCUCCUUAGCUCCACCAAGGAUGGUAUCCGCAAGGAGGCUUGCUGGACCAUUUCCAACAUCACUGCUGGUAACUCGGCCCAGAUCCAGUCGGUCAUCGACGCCAACAUCAUCCCUCCCCUGAUCCACUUGCUGUCAAACGGCGAUCUUAAGACGCGCAAGGAAGCUUGCUGGGCCAUCAGCAACGCCACCUCGGGAGGACUUCAGAAGCCCGAGCAGAUCCGCUACCUCGUCUCGCAGGGCUGCAUCAAGCCUCUGUGCGACCUCCUCGGCUGCCCCGACAACAAGAUCAUCCAGGUCGCCCUUGACGGCCUCGAGAACAUCCUCAAGGUUGGCGACCUGGACAAGCAGGCUGCCGGCGACGGCCCCGACUCGAUCAACCGCUACGCACUGUUUAUCGAGGAGUGCGGUGGCAUGGAGAAGAUCCACGAGUGCCAGACCAACGCCAACGAGGAGAUCUACAUGAAGGCCUACAACAUCAUUGAGAAGUACUUCUCUGAUGAGGACGAGAACGCCGACGACGGCAUGGCGCAGACCCAGGGCCCCAACGGCACCUUUGGCUUCGGCACCACCAACGGCGCUCAGCAGCAAGGCGGGUUCAACUUUGCCAACGGCGCUGAUUCCAUGGACAUGUAG
Molecule: messenger RNA, 1659 nt
Organism: Thyridium curvatum
Lineage: Eukaryota; Fungi; Ascomycota; Sordariomycetes; Thyridiales; Thyridiaceae
Exons: 2
Coding region: 1-1659 (552 amino acids)
Biological process (GO): NLS-bearing protein import into nucleus
Cellular component (GO): cytoplasm; nucleus; nucleoplasm
Molecular function (GO): nuclear import signal receptor activity; protein binding
Source: RefSeq, a predicted model, not a curated record